UGAAUUGGAUCUAGAAAUGUUUGAAAAUGAUCUUUUGAGCAAGGCUUCUAAACAUAUGGUGAAACCAUUUAAUGUAACAGAUGGAAAUGAAUCAUCCUUGUAUCCAUCUGGAGGACAUCUUAUGAAUCAUACUAAAGAGAUACAUGUACAAGAGCAUGAAGCAGGGGAGACUCAAGUGCUUCUUCAUGAUACACAAUCAAAGAAUUACAAAGAUUUACUGGAAUAUUUGGAUGAAAAUGUAAUAAAGCUUAUGGAAGCCAAGACAACUGAAGACCAAUCUGUUGCCUCAAGUCAUCUUUGUGAUGCUGAUGCCUGGGAUCUUUCCCAAAAUGUACAGGACAUUUACAACACUUUUGAAGUUUCUGAUGAGCAUAUUCCAUUAAUUCAGAGCUGUAUUCAAGAAGUGGUAACGGUUAAGAAUUAUUUUGACAAAGGAAAACAUAAAUCAAAACACAUUAAACCCAUAUGAGAUAUUUAAUAAAAAAAGGGGGGGGGGCAAUGUACAGUCCAGUCCUUU
This is a messenger RNA of Saccostrea cuccullata (small rock oyster), 517 nucleotides long. RefSeq lists its product as uncharacterized. The coding region runs from base 17 to 469 and encodes 150 amino acids. The transcript is spliced from 5 exons. NCBI's taxonomy places the organism in Eukaryota, Metazoa, Mollusca, Bivalvia, Ostreida, Ostreidae. The record is from RefSeq and is a predicted model, not a curated record.